Sphaeroforma arctica JP610 is the source of this 336-nucleotide messenger RNA. RefSeq lists its product as hypothetical. The record is from RefSeq and is a predicted model, not a curated record. The transcript has a single exon. The annotation marks the transcript as partial. Lineage: Eukaryota; Ichthyosporea; Ichthyophonida.
CCGAAACCCCGGGCGCGGAGCAAGAAGGCGAAGAAGAAGCGACAUAAGCGUCGUCGACCAUUGGAGCGUGUGGCUGGUAGAGCCAACGAGCGCAUUCGCAGCAGUGCGGACAAUGAUAGUUCUACUGAGGUCAGUCCUUGGCAGCCCAAUACUGCAAGUUCGCCGUCUGAAGUGUCGUCUGGAGAUGACGACUGUUGGGACAUUAUGUCGGACUCUGAUAUCUCGAAUGAUGAGAACAUAGCAUGGCCCACUAUGGAAUUAUCGUCCGUUGAAGCUAGCGUCUCUGAGGCGUACAACUCCAACGGCUCGGAAGGAUGCAAGCGACGACAGCAGUGA